Entelurus aequoreus (snake pipefish) is the source of this 4410-nucleotide messenger RNA. RefSeq names its product AP-1 complex subunit sigma-2-like. NCBI's taxonomy places the organism in Eukaryota, Metazoa, Chordata, Actinopteri, Syngnathiformes, Syngnathidae. Gene Ontology annotation, biological process: vesicle-mediated transport; intracellular protein transport. Bases 2292 to 2816 code for a protein of 174 amino acids. The transcript has 8 exons. Gene Ontology annotation, cellular component: AP-1 adaptor complex; membrane coat; intracellular membrane-bounded organelle. Gene Ontology annotation, molecular function: clathrin-cargo adaptor activity. The record is from RefSeq and is a predicted model, not a curated record.
UAUUAUUAUUGAUAUUAUUAUUACCUCCUGAGCGUCAACAGCAGUCUUGACUGGACCGCACACGCAUGGGAGGUAAGAAGACACCUGUGAAGGUUCUUUGCAAGACUUUGGUGGACAUUCAGUGGGAGACUUACCCUGAGACACCAUGAGGACCAAGAGGACCACCGCUGAAGGAGUGAAGACCUUCAUCUUCCUCUUCUUCUGCUCCAAUGUGCACUGAGGAGAUUACACUAAUCCACUCAACCCAUCUGCCCUAAUGCUCCACGCUACUUUAGCAGGGACAGGAAGUAACUUUAGCAGGGACAGGAAGUCACUUUAGCAGGGAUAGGAAGUCACUUUAGGAGGCACAGGAAGUCACUUUAACAGGGACAGGAAGUCACUUUAGCAGUGAUAGGAAGUCACUUUAGGAGGCACAGGAAGUCACUUUAGGAGGCACAGGAAGUCACUUUAACAGGGACAGGAAGUCACUUUAGCAGUGAUAGGAAGUCACUUUAGGAGGCACAGGAAGUCACUUUAACAGGGACAGGAAGUCACUUUAACAGGGACAGGAAGUCACAUUAGCAGGGAUAUGAAGUCACUUUAGGAGGCACAGGAAGUUACUUUAACAGUGACAGGAAGUCACUUUAACAGUGACAGAAAGUCACCUUAUGAGAAACAGGAAGUCACCUUAUCAGAGACGGGAAGUCACCUAAGCAGGGACAAGACGUCCCUUUAGCAGAGACAGGAAGUAACUUUAGGGGGCACAGGAAGUAACUUUAGCAGGGACAGGAAGUAACUUUAGGGGGCACAGGAAGUAACUUUAGCAGGGACAGGAAGUCACUUUAGGGGGCACAGGAAGUAACUUUAACAGGGAGAGGAAGUCACUUUAGGGGGCACAGGAAGUAACUUUAACAAAGACAAGAAGUCACUUUAGGGGGCACAGGAAGUAACUUUAACAGGGACAGGAAGUCACUUUAGGGGGCACAGGAAGGAACUUUAACAGGGACAGGAAGUCACUUUAGCAGCGAGAGGGAGUCACUAACAAAGACAGGAAGUAACUUUAGGGGUACAAGAAACAACUUUAGCAGGGACAGGAAGUAACUCUAGGGGGCAAAGGAAGUAACUUUAACAGGGACAGGAAGUCAUUUUAGGGGGCACAGGAAGUAACUUUAACAAGGACAGGAAGUCACUUUAGGGGGCACAGGAAGUAACUUCAACAAGGACAAGAAGUCACUUUAGGGGGCACAGAAAGUAACUUUAACAGGGACAGGAAGUCACUUUGGGGGGAAAAAGAAGUAACUUUAACAGGGACAGGAAGUCAUUUUAGGGGGCACAGGAAGUAACUUUAAUAGGGACAGGAAUUCACUUUAGCAGCAACAGGGAGUCACUAACAAAGACAAAGUAAUUUUAGGGGCACAAGAAAUAACUUUAGCAGGGACAGGAAGUCAGUUUAGGGGGCACAGGAAGUAACUUUAACAGGGACAGGAAGUAACUUUAGGGGGCACAGGAUGUAACUUUAACAGGGACAGGAAGUCACUUUAGGGGCACAGGAAGGAACUUUAGCAGGGACAGGAAGUCACUUUAGCAGCGAGAGGGAGUCACUAACAAAGACAGGAAGUAACUUUAGGGGUACAAGAAAUAACUUUAGCAGGGUCAGGAAGUAACUCUAGGGGGCAAAGGAAGUAACUUUAACAGGGACAGGAAGUCAUUUUAGGGGGCACAGGAAGUAACUUUAACAAGGACAGGAAGUCACUUUAGGGGGCACAGGAAGUAACUUCAACAAGGACAAGAAGUCACUUUAGGGGGCACAGAAAGUAACUUUAACAGGGACAGGAAGUCACUUUGGGGGGAAAAAGAAGUAACUUUAACAGGGACAGGAAGUCAUUUUAGGGGGCACAGGAAGUAACUUUAAUAGGGACAGGAAUUCACUUUAGCAGCAACAGGGAGUCACUAACAAAGACAAAGUAAUUUUAGGGGCACAAGAAAUAACUUUAGCAGGGACAGGAAGUCAGUUUAGGGGGCACAGGAAGUAACUUCAACAGGGACAGGAAGUAACUGUAGGGGCACAAAAAAUAACUUUAGCAGGGACAGGAAACAGCUUUAGGGGCACAAUAAAUAACGUUAGCAGGGACAGGAAGUAACUUUAUCAGGGACAGGAAGUGACUUUAUCAGGGAUACAAAGUAACUUUAGCAGGGACAGGAAGUGGAACCUAUGUAAGAUCACAGGAACUCGAUGGUGAGCAGCAGCGGCUGCGGGCGGUGAUGGGUGGCACAUUUCUUCUUCGGAGUGGAAAAGUGUGCUAAUAUUAAAGAUGCAGUUCAUGCUUCUUUUCAGCAGACAGGGCAAGCUUCGCCUCCAGAAGUGGUACGUGCCGCUCUCGGACAAGGAGAAGAAGAAGAUCGGCAGGGAACUGGUGCAAACCAUCCUGGCGCGCAAACCCAAGAUGUGCAGCUUCCUGGAGUGGAGGGACAUGAAGGUGGUGUACAAGAGGUGCGUAUACGCCAGCCUGUACUUCUGCUGCGCCAUCCAGGAGCAGGACAACGAGCUGAUCACGCUGGAGAUCAUCCACAGAUACGUGGAGCUGCUGGACAAAUACUUUGGCAGCGUGUGCGAGCUGGACAUCAUCUUCAACUUUGAGAAGGCCUACUUCAUCCUGGACGAGUUCCUGCUGGCCGGCCAAGCCCAGGAGACGUCCAAGAAGACCGUGCUGAAAGCCAUAGAGCAGGCCGACCUUCUGCAGGAGAACAUAGACGCUCAUUCGCGCAUAUUUGCAGGUAUGAUGGUCCCAAAUGUCACCUCAGAGUCUUCUGGGCUCUUCCAGAAUUUGACCCUUUAAGCCCCGUCACGACUACUUUCAUGUCCCUGUGUACUGAACUGGCCGUCCUCCAUCUUGUGUGCAUGCCGUCCCUCUGCAUGUGUCCCCACUGUGGACCCUUCCUCUUCCUCAGCCCUCUGCAAUGUCCGCCUGCCACUCCCUGGCUAAAAGUGCACCCUUUCUCUCGGAGACCAGUCCAAGUACCAAUGAUCCAGUCCUCACAAAAUGUUGACUUGGAUCACGUGAUCGUGUGUGUUGUCAACAUCUCUUGUAUUAUUCAUGGUAUUUGUCCUCAUGGCACUUAUAUAAGACUGAGAUAUUUAGCAUUUAAAUAGUGUUUAUUAGCAUCUUUAAUGUGUCAAAGUGGGGACCAUCUCUUCAUUUUAAUCUGUUACAGUGUUAACAUAUGACUUAUUUUUCAUCCUUAUCUAAAAUACAUCUAUUUAACAGUAAACUACUACUGACUAAGUGGAUUAAUUACAUAUUACAAUCAGGUUUGAAACCCAAAAAUGGGCGCCCCCUAGUGGUCAUCCACACGGUAAUUUAAACUACAAUCAUCACGUGACCUAAGUAGUGCACUUUUUUUUUUGUAUUUAGCUUGUUUUUGUUUUCUUUGUACACAUUUGUAUUUCUUUCUAAAAUGAAGAUAAUUAUUGAAAUAAUUAAUGUUGUUCUAUUUACUAGUACAGAGUUACUACUGACUUAUUUGCUAGAAUUGUUGAUUAAUUAGUUUUUGCUGUUACUUUAAUUUUUUAGACGUGUUAACGUUGCAAUUUUGUUCCAAUUAUGUUUUAAUAUUCCAGCGUAUUUUCCCUUCCUACUGUACUUUACAAAUAUUGACUGAUAUUCUGUACUGUAGUACUGUCAUAGGUGAACUACUACAUGACACAAGUAUGUUGACAUUUGAAACGCGGGGAAGUGCGCCCCCUAGUGGCCAUCAGUGGGUGGUGUCCAGGCAGUAAUUACUGUAGUAGAGUACAAUAAUCAAAGUAGUACACAUAUAUACAUGUAUUAUUUUCUCUUCUUUAUACUUCAUUCAUUGUAGUAUUUGUUAUUUAUAGUAAACACUAUGUAUUAGUCGUUUUUUAAAUGCACAGUAAUCAUCAAUAAUAACAUUAAAAUGAAAUUAAUAUUGUAACGACUCAAAUAAUGACUGAAUGUUGCUAUACUGAAUAACAUAAUACGUGAUUUCUCUGAUUAUAUGCAGACUUUGGUAAGUAAUAUAGAAAUAGCAGAUAUGUGAUGAAUGUGUAGGAUUCUAUUCUAAAAGGCGAGUUCUAAUAGUCUUUCGAAUGAAGAUUUGAUGGCUUUGCUUUCAGUGUUGGUUAUGUUUACUAAUAAAAAUGUGCUGAUGACGUUGACAUCUGCAUGAUUGUAUAUUUUAUUUAUGGAUCUCUUCUCUGCCUUCUACUACUAAGAUGCAAACGUAAGUCCGGCUUCUUUCUGCUACCAACCCCCAAAAAAUAAUCAUGUGCUUAAAUACAUCAUAUACAUGUCAUAGUUGACGUUUUGUUUCAGGAAUGUUUACUUUUGUGUGGUAACAAUUAUAUUUCAGCCCAAAAUGUACAAAACCCAAAACCAGUGAAGUUGUCACGUUGUGUAAUUCGUAAAUAAA